Rubroshorea leprosula is the source of this 1215-nucleotide messenger RNA. Lineage: Eukaryota; Viridiplantae; Streptophyta; Magnoliopsida; Malvales; Dipterocarpaceae. The record is from the annotation of a GenBank genome assembly.
AUUUUCCUUAUGUUUCCUCCCACGCUUUUACUCAGAAUCAGAAUCAGGAAGUCUUCCUGCCGUCAAUGGUGCUCUUCCUCGUCUUGGCGCCACUCCUCCUCCCCGUCCUGUACUUCAUUGUUCGGCCCCGCCCGGUGAAGAUCCCAAUCAAGGACCGUCACGUGUUCAUCACUGGCGGGUCUAGUGGAAUCGGGUUAGCCUUGGCCCACCAGGCAGCCUCCGAAGGCGCUCGAGUUUCCCUCUUGGCUCGCUCCCUCGACAAGCUCCAGCAGGCUAAGCAAUCCAUUCGGCAUUCCUCCCGGGUUGAGGCCUCCAUCUUCGCCGCCGAUGUCCGCGACUUCGAUGCCGUUCAGCACGCGGUCAACGAUGCAGGCCCCAUUGAUGUUCUCGUCGUUAAUCAAGGUAUCUUUCUUCCUGGGGAGCUGGAGAGGCAGGGACUGGAUGAGAUCAGGUUUAUGAUAGACGUUAAUCUCAUGGGGAGCUUUAACGUUAUCAAAGCAGCUUUGCCAUUGAUGAAGAACAGGAACCACCGGAGGCCAGCCUCAAUCGCAGGCCAGCCUCAAUCGCUCUCAUGUCAUCCGAGGGGGGUUGGUAUAUAUGGUUACACGGCUUACUCAGCGAGUAAGUCUGGUCUUCGGGGUUUAGCAGAAGCAUUGCAACAAGAGGUCAUUGCGGAUAACAUUCAUGUGUCUCUGAUAUUCCCACCGGAUACUGACACCCCUGGUCUAGAGGAAGAACUCAAGAUGAGGCCAGAGAUCAGCAAUAUCAUAGCAAGUACCUCUGGGUUGAUGAAAGCUGACCAGGUUGCUAAAAAGACUUUAGAUGGCAUAAAAUCUGGUAGUUUUAGCAUCCCCUUCGACUUCAUCGGCCACUUAAUAUCUAUAGGAACUGCUGGUUUAUCUCCUCAAAGAUCAUUCCUGAUGGCAUUUGUUGAGGUGGUUUCAGCCGGUAUGACACGCCUUGCAGCUCUUUGCUUCCAGUGGAGUUGGUAUCGGAGUAUAGAAAAGAUGGCACGCACAAAGGAGUAUUUUGCAUAAAGGUACCUCGACAUGACAGCUUCAUCCCCCACCUUGUUGAUUUCUUAGUUUGUUUGUUUCUUUUUUCUUUUCUUUUUUUUAAUAAUGCCAAUUAAAGAAAUUUUGUGAUGCAUAAAACAAAGAUGAAGGAGAACUGCGUUGCCCCUUCGCUGUGGUAACAUAAAUGCACUUCUCUAAU